Messenger RNA from Condylura cristata (star-nosed mole), 4857 nucleotides. RefSeq names its product protein O-fucosyltransferase 1 (gene POFUT1). Gene Ontology annotation, biological process: protein O-linked glycosylation via fucose; regulation of Notch signaling pathway; Notch signaling pathway. The transcript has 7 exons. The record is from RefSeq and is a predicted model, not a curated record. Gene Ontology annotation, cellular component: endoplasmic reticulum. The coding region runs from base 47 to 1222 and encodes 391 amino acids. NCBI's taxonomy places the organism in Eukaryota, Metazoa, Chordata, Mammalia, Eulipotyphla, Talpidae. Gene Ontology annotation, molecular function: peptide-O-fucosyltransferase activity.
CCGUCCCCGCCUCCGCGCCGUGGCGCGCUCAGACACCGGAGGCGAUAUGGGCGCUGCCGCGCGGGCAUCGCCAACGCUACCUAUGCGUGUGUCUUUCCUGCUGCUGCUUCUGCCGCUCCCGGGGCUGCCCGCGGGCUCCUGGGACCCGGCCGGUUACCUGCUGUACUGCCCAUGCAUGGGGCGCUUCGGGAACCAGGCCGAUCACUUCUUGGGCUCCCUGGCAUUUGCAAAGCUGUUGAACCGCACUUUGGCUGUGCCUCCUUGGAUUGAGUAUCAGCAUCACAAGCCUCCCUUCACCAAUCUCCAUGUAUCCUACCAGAAGUACUUCAAAUUGGAGCCCCUUCAGGCCUACCAUCGGGUCAUCAGCCUGGAGGACUUCAUGGAGAAGUUGGCACCCUCCCACUGGCCCCCUGAGAAGCGGGUAGCAUACUGCUUUGAGGUGGCAGCCCAGCGAAGCCCUGAUAAGAAAACGUGUCCCAUGAAGGAAGGAAACCCUUUUGGCCCAUUUUGGGAUCAGUUUCAUGUGAGUUUCAACAAGUCGGAGCUUUUUGCAGGCAUUUCAUUCAGUGCCUCCUACAAAGACCAGUGGAUCCAGAGAUUUUCUCCAAAGGAACAUCCAGUGCUGGCCCUGCCCGGAGCCCCAGCCCAGUUCCCUAUCCUGGAGGAGCAUAGGCCGCUCCAGAAAUAUAUGGUAUGGUCAGACGAGAUGGUGAGGACAGGAGAGGACCAGAUCCGUGCCCACCUCAUCCGGCCCUAUGUGGGCAUUCACCUGCGCAUUGGCUCCGACUGGAAGAACGCCUGCGCCAUGCUGAAGGACGGGACCGCAGGCUCGCACUUCAUGGCCUCUCCGCAGUGUGUGGGCUACAGCCGCAGCACGGCCGCCCCCCUCACCCUGACUAUGUGCCUCCCCGACCUGAAGGAAAUCAGGCGGGCUGUGAAGCUCUGGGUGAAGGCGCUGAGUGCGCAGUCCGUCUACAUCGCCACAGAUUCUGAGAACUAUGUGCCCGAGAUCCAGCAGCUCUUCAGAGGGAAGGUAAAGGUAGUGAGCCUAAAGCCUGAGGUGGCUCAGACUGAUCUGUACAUCCUCGGCCAAGCAGACCACUUUAUUGGCAACUGUGUCUCCUCUUUCACUGCCUUUGUGAAGCGGGAACGGGACCUCCAGGGAAGGCCAUCCUCUUUCUUCGGCAUGGACCGGCCCCCUCAGCUGCGGGACGAGUUCUGAUCCUGCCUGGACCACAUCACCAGUCCAUGCUGGUCUCUCCAGCCAGGACGGGCAACAAGAAAUGCUCCCAGGACUGAUCCCAAGAGAAGAAGCUCCUUUUCUCACUGCCAGAGAGAGAAAAGCAUCCGGACUGCAUGGAAAGAAACCUACCUCCCAGGUCACAGCACUCAUAGGCUCCUGGAGCUGGUGCCUCUUCCCUGCUCCUGUGUCCUGCUGCUCCUCCUGGGAAUUUCAUGCUUGAGCAAAGCAGUCUAUCCUGGCUUUCGCUCUGCCCUGCUCUGAGCAGCCUGAGAUGCUAAACUCUCUUCAGAGAGAGAUUUUUAUAGUUUUGAUACAAGAUCAUGAGCCCUAGAACUCCCUCCAUGAAGUUCAUUAGCAUAGACACCUAAAGUGACCUUAACUGAACAUGGGUGAGGCCAGGGGUUGGUAGGUGUAUCGGCCACUUUCCCGGAUGACCCCCAGAGUCAUCUGCCGUCCCCACUGUCCGGUCAGAACAGUGAUUUCUCUUCAGAGGCCAUGCUGGUGUUUGAGGCAUGAACACUCUCCUCUGCCAUGAGCACUGUGCAAAUGGAAGGGCUCGACCUGGCGUGCGCCAAACUCCACAGCUGGCCAAACGCCGCGCAGGCACCGCGCACAUCCCAAGCUGGCAAGCCAGGCCACCAGGCAUUGCUCUCAGUAUCUUGGUCACUGCUCAGUAUCUUUGCAGUCUGCUGCAAACCUAGCACCACCAGGGCCUCAUAACACAUCCCCAUUGGCCAGCAAGCCUGGCAGAAUCCUGAAAGCAGCUCUCUCCCCUUCUGAUCUCUUAACCAAGAGCCUGGUUGCAGGAUUUUGCUGGUAUCCUAAGCGUCAGACCAUAAGAAGAUACCAGGACCUGGUAGCCAGCAGAAUUUCUACUUGGAAGCAACCUUCGCCUGUUCCCAUCAAGUCCACCAACCCUAGGAGUCUUAAAGUCCUAGGUUGCUUUGUCUCUCAGAGGCUGCAGCUUUAAUGAUCCAUGACUCCCGAGUCUGAAUGUUUUGCCUCUUGGUUCCAACAUUUGUCUAACACCUGCUGAUCUCUUUGCUGCCAUGUGACCUUCAGCCUUCGAUCCUGUUCCAAGUGGCCAUGAGCCUAAGCACUGCUGACCCCCCACUUCAGUCAGAUACCCAGGAAAGUGGAAGAGACUGAUGGAAGCCAGGCCCAGGGCUCCACGCAGGGCUUGGUAGUCCCUUGAUUAUCUCUGGGGAAAUACCUUCCUUGUCAAGCAGACUGAGACAAAGGUGGCCAGACAAUAAGACAUUUGCUGCUUAGAGUUGCAGCCCAAAUCAAAAUGGGAGGCACUACAGACAGGGCUUUGGUACAGUCCUGUCGGGAAACUGUGUCUGUUCAGACUUGUUCCAGAGCCUCAUUUGUUCAGAGAAGUGGGAGCCAUGCACCCCAGCCUCCAUCGGGGUGAGGAAAGCCUGGCUUACUGGCUGAUCUCAUUUGCUGCAUUCAUUUGUGGUUCACAGCUUCACACUCACACGCGCUUUAGAGCCUGGGUCCUGAUGGGUCAUCCGAGUCAUCUUGAUUAACACGGGCAGUAAUAAGGGCUUGUGUUUCUGGAGGAAAGGGCACCCGAGUUCCAGUCAGAUUCAUUUGUAUUCUGUGGACUAGCACUUUGUUCCUCUGACCCAGUUUCCUCGUCUAUUAAAUAGUGAUAAAACAGACGGUUGUCGAAAGGCCCAAGUCAGAUAAAGCACGCAUAAGGGUACAGUGUGGGCUGGAAAGAGACCAGGCCCACGUGGUUGGUGUUAAUUUGUCUGCCUCUGUCGCACACCCGCUCUGUGCCCUCACUGCGCUUGGUAAGUGCUUUUGCGCAUUCUCUGGCUUAGUCUCCAACCAGCCCUGGAAGUAGGAGCCAUCCUCUUUCUGUUCAAGGAACAACUAAUUCUCUGAAAACUCAUACUUUCCCCAAACCAUGCUAUCAGCCACCAUGCUCUGCUGCCGCCAGUUUCCAGGACACACUUUACCCUGAGUGCUGGGGAGGCCCUAGAUGGAAAACAGUCAGCCACCUUAGUUUCCACUGGAGUCCUCCACUCCCUGGAGUUUCCAGGGAGAGGGGGAUCACCUAAAACAGUAAGCCCACAUGAAGCUUACCACACUGGGGUGGUUAUUUAAUGCAGCAUUCUUUAAGUCAUCAGGUAUUUAUUGAUCACCUGCAAGGUGUCAGACUGCUGGGUACUUGAGAUUCAGUCAAGAAUCAGACUAACCAGCUUCAGGAGUUUGCAUUGUAAGUAGAUGACAUAAUAAGCAAGUAAAUGUUCUGGUGGGAGGUGUUGCUAAUUGCCAAGUCGAAAAAGAAAGAGGUAGGGAAGUUUUGCCCUGGGAGCUCAGGAGAAACUUCUGAAGAGCUUCCUGGGAAGCAGGAGGGAGGGGUGCACGGUCAGGUGAGUGCACUGCUGGGGCACGAAAUGCGUGGGGAGGUCUGAAGCAGCAGCGCCUGAGUAGUAAGCAAGUGGUGGGAGUGGCAGGGAGCUGAGCAGAAAUCAGCAGGUGAGGUGAUUCCCCUAUGGCUGAAGGGGCCUGGUGAGGUGGCGAUUUGGCUUUCAUGUGGAGAGAUGGGAAGCUUUUGUAGGGUUUUAAAUGGGGGGUUCUGUUCAGAUGGUCUGACUGACAAUUUUGAAAGACCCCUCUGGCAACCAGUUAGGAAGGAGGUAGAAGUUCAGCGGCAGGGCUCAGCUGGAGACCCCAGCAAAGGCUGCUGCAUCAAAGGUGGCCGGAAGUGGCCACUUUCUGGAUACAUAAAAUUAUUUUCAGACUUUAGUCUUUUUGAAAGAUAGGUCUUAGGUAGUUUUAAUCAUGUAUAUGCAAGUCAGUGCCCUGUUUUCCUCUUUAUAGUGUAUAUAUUUUCUGUACUGGUACAUAGCCUGAAUAAACAAUUUUUUAGUGACAUGACAUCCCACUAAGGGGUGUCCCAUAGUUUAUACUGUUGUCCUACUGUGAGAAUUCAGUAUGCUCCCAAUUUGUCACCAUUGCUCCUUGAAAAGUAUUUUUAUUUGUAAAGUUUUUAUUUUCCCAUAUCUAAAAUGUUCAUUAAGGUGGUUUCCAGAAGUGGAUUUGUUAGAUCAAAGCCUUAAAAUUUUUUCUAUGGAAAGUUUUGAACUAUAGAUAAUAAUUAUAAGUAAUAAGUAAACUUUCAGUUUUCAGCAACCCUUAACAUUUCACCAGCCCUGUUUCCUUCAUUGUCCCACCAAGCCCCUUUACUAUGUUCUUUUAAAGAAAAUCAGUACGUUGGAAGGAAGAGCCAACAAGAUUUGCUAACACAGUGAGUGGGGAGGAGGUGGGAACUCGGUAGUCUAACUCUCCGUUUGAUGAUUUCAUUAUUUCAGGGUGAGUCCACAUUUAUGUAAGUGAAACAGUGGGAAUCACAUUUUUUAAAUCAAGUAACUACAAGUAGAAGUGGGUUUGAAUUAGGCAGGAAUGGGAAACGGGUGUUCAGAGGAACCGAAGCUGGGCCUGUCCUGACACAUCGGGGUCCUCUGAAAGUGCCUGCAAGUAGAGGAAGGGGCGAAGGAAGGGGGACCGGAGAGAGGGAUGGAGGAAAGUCGACUUCUUAUUCCAGGUUUAGUUCACUUCAGAGAAGCUUAGUGAAUAAUAGCAAUAAACUAUCA